CAUCAAAGCUGACAUCAUUUCAUGAGCUCACGAAGAUGGAACAAAGUUUUGCUGAUCUACUAAGUGAUGCAUUUUCAGAAACAUCUGGUCCUGUGUUUGUUGAAGACGAUAUGGAUUUUGAGAAUUUGAAUUUUGGCGAAGAGAACAAAACAGGCAUCUCUGAGGAAAGCCAGCAAACAAAGGAAGACAAUGGUCUGCACCAGGAAGCCACUUCUGCACCUCAAGCUGAGGAUGUAAACAUGGCAGAAACUGAUGAUAAAGGCCAGUCAGAUGAGGAGGAUUUUCAAGGUGUAGGGGUCACGAGUGUGGACAAAACCCAGGAGGAGGGUUAUACAAGCUCAGAGGAAGAUUCUGAACAAGAAGGAUCUGUUUCUGAAGAUGAUGAAGAUAGUGAGGAAGAGGAAGAAGAAGAGGAUCUCAGAGCAGGAGAGGAACCUGGAGACUUGUUGAUGUCAGUUUGCUGUGCUGGUUAUAGAGAGGAAAUGAUCCUUGUAGAGGGACUACCUCCGGACCCUCAGGGUGCUGAAAACGCCCAAGAUAGAAACACAGAGCAAGGUGAAAAGGAGGUGUCCUAUUUUGAGAGAGUCCCUGAACGUGGCAGUGAGAUGGGGAUAAAAGGUGACGGGAGUGAAGAUGAUGAGAAAGAGAGGGAGGAAGCAAAGCAAGAGGACUCAUCUGACUCUGAGCAUGAGGACAUGAAAAUCAAACAAGAGGAAGAAGAAGAAGAAGAAGAAGAGAAUCGGUGCUUCGUGCAGGAGGUUGAAAAUCCUUACAGAGAAGACCACGAGAGGGAGAAAUGGAGUCUGGAGUUUCCAGAAAUAUCUGUAAGAAAUCUGCAGGAUCUCCUCGCUGAAGUUGAGGGUGAGGAGAGUGUGGAGAAUGUAGAGGAUUUCUCUGGGGAGGAGCACCAAGAGGCAGGUGAGAGCUUUGCAGAUUAUCCCUCAGACUUUUCUUCCUGUGAGUAUGUAGAAGAAAAACAUCAGUUACGUCAAAGCAGUUCAGAUGCAAAUCAAGAUGCCUCCCUGGAAGGAGACAGAACCUGCGCGGAAAGAGGUGAGGAUAUAGACAAGGAGGAAGACGAGUACCUGUACAGCAGAAAUUUAGAAGAUGACGAUGAUGAUUACUUGAGGGACCUGAAUGGGACAAGUGGGAGAAAAGACGAAGGGAUGUUAGAGCUCCCUGAAGGAGACGCAGGGUGUGAUGAUGACGUUGAGACAGAUCCGAGUGAUUCCUGCAGCUCCAGUGAUGAUAAGGAUGAGGUAAAGAGGAGUGAUGAGGAACCGGACAUAUACACUGAAAACAAAAUCAAACAACUAGAAGAGACUCAGCUUCACAGAAACAGCCCAGAGUUUUCCUGCUGGAGCACAUCAGGCAACUACCACAGAGAGAACGCAGCAGGUCUCGACAUAAACUGGAAUCCAAAUGUGUCAACAACGUCUGCCCUUCAGAUUGAAGACCUGUUAACCACAGAGGACAUAGACAGGGUGGAAACACUGCUCUCGGAUGUGACUCGUCCUGCUGAAGACGUCUAUUUAGCCGUACAGAGAGGAGACCCCAAUACAACAAUCUUCUCCAACCAGGGAUCUGUGGACGAUGGCUUCUUCUUCAACACUGAAGUUGAAUCCUCCGGUGUCACUGUGCUGUCACAGCAAGGAGAUGAUGAGUACGAAGAGGAGAGGAACUGGGAUCAAGAGCAGGAGAGAAUUAAAGCUUUCUACAAGUUUUAUGACAACGGUGACAAAGAUGAAGGAGGAGAAGAGAGGCAGACUAAAGUCCAGUUUUGUGCAGAUCCUUUGUCUCGAGUCAUUCACUUUGAAACCGACAGUGACAGAGAUUCAACCAGCACCUCCACAGAUGUGGAAGAGGACCUGAGCUCUGCAGAAACAUCUGAGCAGGAGUUACAGGAGCCUGUGAACAACAACAUGGAAAAGAAACCUGCUUUGGAUCCACCAAACACUGAGAUACCGAAGGAUGUGCCAGAUCUCAGGACUGCACCAGUUUGUACCAGGAAACAAAAAUGUGUCAACAUGCUGAAGCUAACUCUGAAGAUGGUUGCGGUGAUAUUGAUGGGACUGUUGAUGUUCUGGUUGGUCACAGACCAAGGAGAAAUGUUCAACCCAGUCUCUUUCAUGAUGGGCAAAGCCUAAUUGUUUCAUGCUUCAGAAAUAUGAUAGAAUUAAAAUCCAGAAUGACUUAAAUACCUUGUAAAAAAAAAAAAAUGAUGUAAGUGUGAGACAUUUAAUGAUGCAGUGCUGUUAUCUGUAAUUUGCAGACUUAUACUUAAUAAAGAUUCAACUUGUUCCAAAAUAA
Molecule: messenger RNA, 2310 nt
Organism: Notolabrus celidotus (New Zealand spotty)
Lineage: Eukaryota; Metazoa; Chordata; Actinopteri; Labriformes; Labridae
Product: FK506-binding protein 5
Exons: 7
Coding region: 36-2147 (703 amino acids)
Source: RefSeq, a predicted model, not a curated record